Messenger RNA from Sorghum bicolor (sorghum), 2803 nucleotides. RefSeq names its product probable apyrase 3. Lineage: Eukaryota; Viridiplantae; Streptophyta; Magnoliopsida; Poales; Poaceae. Gene Ontology annotation, biological process: nucleoside diphosphate catabolic process. The record is from RefSeq and is a predicted model, not a curated record. Gene Ontology annotation, molecular function: nucleoside diphosphate phosphatase activity. Gene Ontology annotation, cellular component: membrane.
UUCUAAGAAUUCGUCACAGUAUGACCCGAAGCCCACUAUAAGCCCACCACGGGCCAAACCCUAGCCUCCCUCCUUCCGUCCUUCUCUCCAUACUCUUGAGCCGCCGCCCCUCACCCUUCUUCCCGCCGACCCUCCCUCCCUUUCCACAGACGUCAUCCCUCUCUCUGCACCUCCCCUUCAUGACCCCUCUCUCAUCGGCGUCAAGCAGCAGGGCAAGGGCAAUGCAGCGGCGGUGGCGGCGGUGGUCCUACACCUCCUCAGCUCCCAGAUCCCGGCAGCAUGGGGUUCGGCACGCAUGAGGGUUGUAGCUCCCGACGGCGCGCGUGGGCCCUCACCCCAGCACCAGCUCUGGCCUAAUCUCUCCUCUCCACCAACAACCUCUCAGAUCUCGGCAGAGACGAGAGAGGUAGUGCAGACAACAGCUCCAGCAAAGUGUGGAGAACCAGCAGCAGCUGCGGCGAGCUCACAGGGGCAGCAGCCUGACUCCUGUUGACGAAGAACACACCAAGGAUGAGCACGGAGAGACAAGUACAAAGACUAGGAAUCUGGUGCAAUGGAUUUUUGAAGGAGUGCCACUAUACAGCAAAAAGAAAUCAAGCUUAUGCAUUGGCGGUCUAGAAAUGCUAUUGUGUAAUAGAUGUAAAGGUUGACAAUGACCUGUUUUUGUGUUUCCUUAGGUUUUAUGAUGAUCAAAACAUGUUAUGUUAAUGUACUGCAAAUUGAGUUAAUCAAAUGAUUGGGCUUUAUGUGAUUUUCAUUAUAUAAUUUGUGAUGGCCAAUUUUGUGAACAUAUGGCGCUUACAUAGCAACUCAAAUCAGUGACGGAGAAACAUCUACAUGGCAUACUGUGCAGUAGAUGGUUAUGACGGUCUAUUUUGUCAUAGGCUAUCGGGCCUACCCUGGGCUGGAUGGCCUUUCAGGGAUUCUAUGACGAAUACAAAUGUCAAUCUGUGACAGAUUAUCUGGGUUAGCAAAUUUAUGACGCGGGAUACAUGACGUUUUCUCCGAUCGUCAUGGUUAGUUAACUAUGACGCAUUUUUGCUUGUCUAUGACGAAAAUAAAUCGUUAUGUAUAAAGGUAUUUCUUGUAGUAUAUUGUCAGGGACUUGAAUUGCAAUGCAAACCAUACCCUGAGUUUUUUUGUAAUAAUUUAGGUAAAGGAAACCAUAGUACCAUACCCUGAGGUGCUGGUAUAUGAAUAUCUCUCAUCUGGUCAUUGCAUGUUCUUUCCAUUUUAUAAAAACGACUCCUUUGCGUAUGUGUUCUCCUCACUCCCCAGCACGCGCUGCCUAGCUGUUCUCCGCCGCCGGCCGUGUGCGACGACUUGAGCAUGCCUCGCAGGUUGCCACUGCAUUAGCAGGCAGCUAGCAGCAAUGGCACACUUCGUCGUCGGCAUCGCGGCGCUGCUCCUGCUGCAGCUGAUGUCCUCGUCGUCCUACCCCAGCAGCACUGUCCUUGCAGACUCCAUGCUCGGCCGGAAAGCUGGCAUCGUCGUCGACGAGGCGGCGGCGCCCGAGAGUUCACCGCCGGGGAUGGGGAGGUACGCCGUGAUCUUCAAUGCUGGCAGCACGGGGACUCGUGUGCACGUCUUCAGGUUCGACAGGAAGCUCGAGCUCCUCGAGAUCGGCGACGAAGGCAUCGAGGUGUUCGCUAAGGUGAAGCCUGGGCUGAGCUCAUACGCUGGACAUCCCCAAGAGGCAGCAAAUUCCAUACUGCCUCUUCUUGACAAGGCCAAAAGUGUUGUCCCUAAACAGCUGAUGAAAAGGACCCCGCUUAGACUCGGAGCAACUGCUGGGUUGAGACUUAUUGGAGAAGAGCAAUCGGACCAGAUUCUUGAAGCGGUCAGGAACCUUGUCCACACUAAGACCAAAUUUCAGACCAAGCCCGAGUGGAUCAAUGUUAUUGAGGGAUCUCAAGAAGGAUCAUACCUAUGGGUUGCUCUGAAUUAUCUGUUGGAUAAAUUGGGAGGGGACUACUCACAGACAGUAGCCGUGGUUGAUAUGGGCGGUGGAUCAGUGCAAAUAGCCUAUGCCAUUUCUGCAAAUACCGCUGCAAAUGCUCCGGUGGCACCUCAUGGGGAAGACCCCUAUGUUAUAAGAGAGUAUCUUAAAGGGAAAGAUUACAACAUCUAUGCUCACAGUUACUUGCACUAUGGUGCUUUUGCAUCACGGGCAGAGAUUUUGAAGGCAAAGAAUGGACCAUUCAGCAGCUGCAUGUUACGUGGAUUCAUCGGUCAAUACACCUACAAUGAGGAGCAAUACGAUGCAACUGCCGCACCAGAAGGAGCAGUCUACUACAAAUGCAGAGAAGAGAUAGGCAAAGCACUGAACCUGAAUGCGCCAUGUGAAACAAAGAACUGCACAUUCAAUGGCAUAUGGAAUGGCGGUGGCGGAGCAGGCCAAGACAACCUCUAUGUUGCAUCCAGCUUCUACUACGUGGCCUCAGAGGUCGGCAUCAUAGAUGGCAAUGCACCAAGCGGAGAAACUACCCCUGGCGCAUUCAGAGCUUCCGCGGAGAGGGUUUGCCAGAUGAGUGUUGAAGAAGCCAAAAUUGAAUAUCCAAACGUCAACGAUGUCGAUGUGCCUUACCUAUGCAUGGACCUUGCCUACCAGUAUACUUUGCUAGUAGAUGGCUUUGGUGUGGAGGCGACCAAGGAGAUCACCGUGGUGGACAAGGUGAAGCAUGGAGAGUACUAUGUCGAAGCUGUGUGGCCUCGCUCUGCUAUUAAGGCUGUGUCAUCCAAAAAAUGGCAUCAAGGUGCAUGAUAUGUUGGUUUGAUCUCAUGCAAGAAUUGUAUGUGCCAU